AUGGGGUAUGAGGAGCUUUGGCCGAGCACCACCAGGUCGGGGCCCGUCAGAAYUGCAGAAGGAGGAGGAUUUCUGUGGGGACGAUUUGUGCCGGGGGCGGAUCCCACGGCCCGGGGCACUUCCCGAGCCCUCACGCGCUCAGCCCGCGCGGCCGUUGGGCCGGGCCCGCAGGCGGCGCGUGCCGCGCGUUCCCGCCCGCCCGUGAGGCGGGGUCUGGGCCCUCAAAUACAGCGAGCGAGGGAGGGCGAUCGCCGUGAGCGCCCAGUGCUGCAGCUCCGCUCCCGCAAAGUCAAGCCCAGAAGAAAAAUCAACCUGACCUCUUUCAGAGCUCUGUUGAGUCCCAGAGAACAGGACAGAGGACUCUCUCCAGCCAGAACACUCCUUAGGGUAAAGGACGAAGACUUCUGGUCUGAAGCAGAGGGUGACACGAGCUGCUCUGUCCCUGAAUCCAUCAUGGAACAGAUGGAUGGAUCUCUCCAGAUGGAGCAUGCACUGCUGUUCACCUUCCUGGAGGCAUCCUCUGACUGUAAGUUCAGAGACCAGCUGCAUUCCCUGCAAAGCCAGCAGAUUCUGUUGUGCCAAGAAAAUGAUGACGAUGAGCUUCAGACUGAUGGCAAUCGGAGCGGCCACUUUCAGAAUGGAGAGCUAGGGUUGGUUCCAACAAAUGAAGAUGUUAUCCGCAUCAUUGCAGCUCAGCUCGCUGAGAUUGGAGACCAGCUUGAUAAAGAAAUUCAAGGAAGAGUAGUAAAUGACCUAGUGCAGCACUUUCUAAAUGAGAGUUUGUCUAGAGAGGAGAUAACCAGGCACAUGUCCAGGGUAGUGAGAGAGCUUACAAGAUCCAUUCCCUCAGACAUGGAACAGGAGAAGGCCAUGUUAGUGCUAGCAAUGGUGUUGACUAAGAAAAUUGUGAAUACAGUGCCCUCCCUUCUACACCGUGUCUUUAACACCACUGUGAACUACAUGAACCAACAGCUCCACAACUACGUUGCUGAAAUGCUACGUGAGUGAGCUCUCCAGCCCUGUGUGGAGAAUGUGGAUUCCUGAAGAUUUUCCUUGAUGUAUGAAGAUCMUUUAUUUGAUUUGCUUUUAACUUCUGAGAUACAGCUGUGAAAGGGAUGGCAGAGCUUCAUAGAUAGGCUUUUGUAGACUAGCACAGCAGUAAUAGUAGUGUGAGGUGCCUGGCAGCUCUGCCAGUACCUGUAGGGAGUAGUAGUGUUUGCCCUCUCUUUUACAAUAUUUUUUUAUCUUAGCAGCAGCAGACUUUAUGCAGAGCCUGCCUUGUGCUUCCAGAGGCCCGGUGGGCACAGGGCCUGCCUUCUCAGUGUUUUUUUCUAAGCAGCAAUAGCAUUUUGCUUUAGUGAUUUGCUUUCCAGCCCUGCCUCCUGCAGCUGAGCCAUGCUGAGUGUUGUUCCCAGGGAGGCCUCAGGCUGUGGAAUGGGUGGUUGGUCAGCAGAGAUCAUCAAGGGGUAUGGGGGGCAAUCAGGUCUAUCUUGAUGGGSAACUGGCAGCAAGAGGGAAGAGCCCUGAGGUGUGGAGGGGUGUGUGGCUGAAAUGAAGAUACUUCAGUAUCAGUCRCCAUACACCUCUGUUAGCUUGAAAAAUAGAACUGACAAAAAAACUGCAAAGAAGAAGGGAGGUUAGGCACAGGGCAAGUAUUUUUGGGAAUGCAACCUGGAUAUGCUUCAUAAAAGUGGUAUGUCUUGUAGUCACAUCUCAGGUUGAACAUACUUGGACUCAGGUUGUUUGAUACAUACUUAUAAUCACACAAGGUAGCAAAUGCAUCACCUGUGAUCCUUAGGAUUUUUCAAAGUAUGUAAAUAUUUUGUGGGGUUUUUUAAUUUAAAUAAAAAUGUCAUAUGUGAUGGCUACUACA
Molecule: messenger RNA, 1873 nt
Organism: Malurus melanocephalus (red-backed fairy wren)
Lineage: Eukaryota; Metazoa; Chordata; Aves; Passeriformes; Maluridae
Gene: BID
Product: BH3 interacting domain death agonist
Exons: 7
Coding region: 1-1008 (335 amino acids)
Biological process (GO): positive regulation of release of cytochrome c from mitochondria; positive regulation of extrinsic apoptotic signaling pathway; positive regulation of intrinsic apoptotic signaling pathway
Cellular component (GO): cytosol; mitochondrion; cytoplasm
Source: RefSeq, a predicted model, not a curated record